GGAGGCUUGGAUUGGCUGAGUCAGUGGCAGGGUGGGGGCGAGGCAGCACAGAUGAAGCAUUUACCUGUCUAGGUAAGUCAGGAGGAGGUCAAAAGAAGGAGAAAACAGGAGCAGGCAGGGGAAGCAGUCUCUGUCUCCGUCUCUGCCCUUGGAAAUAAAAGGGUAUUCCUGUCCUCUCUUCAGCCCCUCAACCCAGUGGAGGUCAGAUUCCUCUCUGCCGUGAUUAUGGAGCACCUGUCGAUGAUCUUCCAUGGCAGUUGGUGUCGUUUCUUUACUCUGGAAAUACCUGCUGUUGGGGCAGUACACUGGUCUGGAAGUAUAAAGCUGAACGAGACCAGUCACAGGGUUUAAGCUGCUUCAGGACAUCUAGAUUCUGAAAUGAGAGGGUCACAGGCUUCCCCGGGAGGAAGGAGAGCCUAGCAAACCACCAUAAGUCUGAAGGCUACUUGGAAGAACAACGAUAGCAAUUUUCUCUGAAAAAUUUCAUUUUAACAUAGAGGAGUCACCCUUGGCCUGCCAAAUUCGGGCCCAGCUUGGGACAUUCUUCGCUUCCCUUCACUUCCCCUCUGGGAGCCCCUUUUGCCACCCCUGCACACUGCUUCGGGCAAUGCCCGAGAGGGAGCUGUGGCCGGCGGGGCCUGGCUCAGAACCCGUGACCCGCGUCGGCAGCUGCGACAGCAUGAUGAGUACCACCUCCACCCGCUCUGGAUCUAGUGACAGCAGCUACGACUUCCUGUCCGCUGAAGAGAAGGAGUGUCUGCUCUUCCUGGAGGAGACCAUUGGCGCGUUGGACACUGAGGCUGACAGUGGACUGUCCACUGACGAGUCUGAGCCAGCCACAACGCCCCGAGGAUCGCGGGCACUGCCCGUAGCCCAGCCUGCUCCCCAGGGAGAUCCGGAAGAGACAGUCGCUCGGCAAGGACUAGGGCCAAGGAGAGUGACUCAGUCCAGCUCAUCCCACCCUCCUGAGCCCCAGGGCCUGGGCCUCCGGUCUGGCUCCUACAGCCUCCCCAGGAACAUCCACAUUGGCGGAAGCCAGAACCUCAGGAAAAGCACCCCCCAGGCUAAGACCCUCGUGGUCGCUGGAGAACCCGAGAGGCCUGCAGCAGAGCCUGAGAAACCGCGGGCCAGCCAGGGCGGCAAGCCCCGGGGGGCUGCCCUAGAUUUGGACGUGGUGCUCAUCCCUCCCCCAGAGGCCUUCCGGGACACCCAGCCAGAACGGUGCAGGGACGACAGCCUGCCGGCGGGGCCAGGACAGCAGAGCCACACACCCCAGCUCCACACGCCAGCCAACCCCCAGAAGAGCGAGCAGAUUCCUUCAGAGGCCAUGUCCCAAAAAGCCAAGCAAAAAGACUCAGAGGGGGGCCCAAGACAGCCAGGGCCUCCUCCUGCCGUGUUGUCCCAGAGUGCAAGAGCUGAGGAUGCUCCCCCUCCAUCAGGGGAGGACCCGCAUGCCCGGCUGCCUCCCCUCACAGCCCCUAAGCCCCGGAAGCUGCCACCUAAUAUUGUUCUGAAGAGCAGCCGAAGCAGCUUCCACAGUGAUCCCCAGAACUGGCUGUCCCGCCACGCUGAGGCCACCUCUGGGGACUCCUGCCUGGUCUCCUCUUCAGUGCAGGAGCAGCGGAAAGCACGCAGAGAGGCGCUGGAGAAGCUGGGGCUGCCCCAGGACCAAGAUGAGCCCGGCCUCCACUUAAAGCACACAAGCUCCAUCAGACUCAAGGAGACCCGUGCUCAGGGCCCUUCCUCGGCUCCUGCUCCAGCUCCGGCUCAGCCCGCAGGUCCUGCUCAGGUCUCAGCAGCUGUCCCUGCUGCAGGGAAGGCUCCAGCUCCAGCUCGGGGACCUUCGCCAAUGCAGGCUCCUGCUCCAGCUCCAGCUCAGGGGUCUUCUCCAAGCACAGUGUUGAUUCCUGCCCAGGUAACCCCUCCAGGGAAUGUUGCAGCUGCCAAAUCCGUGCCAAUUCCCAUCCCCAAGGCGCCAAGGGCAAACAGCCCCCUGACCCAGCCAAAGCCAGACUCGGCGCUGACUCUCCAGCAGAGCAGCAUCCCUGGCCUGAGACAGAUGAACUUCAAGUCCAAAACGCUGGAGCGUUCGGGCGUGGGGCUGAGCAGCUACCUCUCGGCUGAGAAGGACGUCAGCCCCCAAACCAGCGCUUCUCUGGAAAAGGCCUCCAUCUUGGACAAGGUCUCGCCCAGCAUCUUGCGUAAUUCCCGACCCCGGCCUGCCUCCCUGGGCACGGGGAAAGACUUUGCAGCCAUCCAGGUGGGCAAGCUGGCAGACCUGGAGCAGGAGCAGAGCUCCAAGCACCUGUUCUACCAAGGACAGAGCCGUGACAAGCUUCCUCGACCCCUUUGUGUCAGCGUCAAGAUCUCUCCCAAGGGCGACCCUGGCGAACACAGAAGGGAGGCCCUGAAGAAGCUGGGACUGUUGAAGGAGUAGACUUGGGCCACCAGCUCUGCCAGCGCUGCCACCUGCCUGCCCGGCACUAGGAGAGACGGGGGCUCCACUCAGGGGAUUUGGCCAGCUCACGACUCGGGGCUUGGGCAGGGGUCGGCUUCUCUCAGAUGCUCUCUGAGGCGAAGGGGAGGGAGAGAUAUGAGCCCAAGCAUGUUUUCAUAUUCGGAGUGUUGUGCCACUGCGUGCCUGGACAAGCGUGUGUGUGUGUCUGUGCAUGUGCGUUGUGGGCUGUAUGGGCCACUGAAGCUAUGCCUGUGACACAGGAGGCGUUGCUCAGAGUUCUGCCCUUGCCAGAGAGUCUCCUGCUGUGAGCGGACUGCAGCCCCGCCAGAACUGCGUGGGGGCCGAGCCAGAGAGGAAAAGCCAAAUGAGACAGUGCAUGUGCAGUGACUCGGAAAAAAGUUGCGCUCGGCAGCUGCAAGGUCACGGGAAACGUGGGCCUCCCAGAGGCCCUGCGGUGGCAGCUGCAAGGUCACGGGAAACGUGGGCCUCCCAGAGGCCCUGCGGUGGCUAGAGACGGGCUCACACCUCGCCAGGGCCCUUUCUCGGUUCCGGCCUCUGCACGAGGCCUGGGGCCAAGAGGAGUUGGUUUGUUAUCUCCUCACCCACUGCCUUCAUGGUGUCACUGGUCCCAAGGAUAGGACACAUCUCUGUCACUAAACCUCUGGGUUGACUGAUAGCAGAACAGCCCUCGCUGGCCUGAGGAGGCAGAUAAGUGACCACACGCUCUGGCCUCCGCCUCUGCCGGGCAGAGUUCUUGUCCACGGGCUUGACAGAUCCAAUAAAGACUGUGCUGCGGUCCCUGACGCUGGUGUUCCUGUUCCUCCUGCUCUCCGGCUGCCUGUCCCAGGGUGCAUGUGGCGGACCCCGGGGCUGAGAUGGGAGCCUCAGCUCAGCGGCUUCACGAACACCAAAGGACUGUUUCAGAUCGUGUCCACGCUAUUGGUGGGAGCUUUUAAAUGUCCUCCGUUCCAGUGGUGGAAAACCAACAC
This is a messenger RNA of Lemur catta (Ring-tailed lemur), 3447 nucleotides long. It is a transcript of the gene C23H1orf116, whose product is annotated as chromosome 23 C1orf116 homolog. The coding region runs from base 608 to 2437 and encodes 609 amino acids. Lineage: Eukaryota; Metazoa; Chordata; Mammalia; Primates; Lemuridae. The transcript is spliced from 7 exons. The record is from RefSeq and is a predicted model, not a curated record.